CCUCCCAAAACCGAUUUCGAUUCUUUCACACAUUGCUCGUUGCUCAAAAACCCUUCUUCUUGUUCUUCUUCUUCUUCAUUCUUCACACUUCAUUUCGUUCCCAUUUUGAAAACCCUAAAAAAUUCCCAAUUCGUCUUCCAUCGUGAUCAGCACCAUUUUUCGAUGUUCGGCAAACGCAGCAGUCAGUUAUCUCAUCAAGAAACAAUGUGUGAAUCGUUGCUUAAAGAACUUCAGGUAAUAUGGGAUGAACUCGGAGAAUCAGAUUCUCAUAAGGAUGCAAUGUUGCUCGAAAUAGAACAAAUGUGUCUGGAUUUGUAUAAGAAAAAAGUGGAUGAAGCUAAACUGCAUAAGGCACAACUUCAGCAUCAAAUUGCUGAUUAUGAAGAAGAAAUUGCUGGCAUUUGUGCUGCAAUUGGUGAACAAUCACCACUUUUUGAGCCUAAGUCUUGUGGAAGCCUGAAGAAAGAACGUGAAGCUGUUAUUUCACAACUUGAGGAGAUGCGCAAGUUGAAAAUGGAAAGGAAGAAGCAGUUUGUGGAAAUCUUACAUCAGUUGCAGAAAAUUUCCAGUGAGCUCCAUGGCAGCGCAGGGGUUAAUGCAAACUUAGAUGAGAAGAACUUAUCUUUCGAAAAGCUUGAAGAAUUGAAGAUGCAAUUACUUCAAUUUCAAAAUGAAAAGGCCAGUCGACUGAAACAUGUAUCUGAACUACUGGACUCUCUUAGUUCGUUAUGCUUGGUUCUCGGUCUGGAUGUGAAAGACAAAAUUUGUGAGAUUUGCCCAACUAUGACUUCUACUGCUACAAAAGAUGUUAGUGACCUUACAUUAAAGAGUUUGUCUUCUGAAGUACUGAGUUUGAGAGAGGUUAAAAUGCAGAGAAUGCAGAAGCUUCAAAGUUGUGCAACUUCACUGUUAGAGUUGUGGAAUUUGAUGGAUACCCCACUUGAGGAACAGCAGAAAUUUCACAACAUGACCAGUAAAAUUGCUGCUUUGGAAUAUGAGAUUACUGAGCCUAACAUACUAUCGAUUGACAACAUCGUCUACGUUGAGAGAGAAGUUAAAAGGCUUGAGCAAUUUAAAUCAACCAAAAUGAAAGAACUUGUGCAGAGAAAGAAGAUGGAGUUAGAGGAAAUAUGCAGGAAAACGCAUUUGACUCUACAAACAGUUUUUCCUAGUGGACAUCCAAUAGAGUCAAUUGACUCUGAAUCUGCAAAUCAUGAACACAUGUUAGAACAAAUUGAGGACCAAAUUUCAAAGACAAAAGAAGAAGCUUUCAGCCGGAAAGAAAUCCUUGAAAAGGUUGAGAAGUGGUUGGCUGCUAUUCAAGAAGAAAGCUGGCUGGAGGAGUACAACAGGGAUGAUAAUCGUUAUAAUGCUGGAAGAGGCACACAUCUUGCCUUGAAACGAGCUGAGAAGGCGCGUGUUUUAUUAAACAAAAUUCCUGGAAUGGUAGAGGCAUUAACUUUAAAAGUUGCAGCAUGGGAGGAAGAAAGAGCAGUAGAGUUUUCGUACGAUGGAACUCGACUGCUUUCAAUGGUUGAAGACUACAACACCUUAAGGCAGGAGAAAGAGAAUGAAAGGCAAAAGCAGAAGGAUGAAAAGAGACUAAAGGGACAACUGUUGGCAGAGCAUGAAACACUUUUUGGAUCAAAACCCAGCCCAAGUAAAAGUGGGAUAAAGGCUCCUAGAUGUUCAACAGGAGUUCCAAAUACCAGAAAAUUUUCUGUUGGUGGUGCAAUGCUUCAGGAUCGAAGGCAAUCAACUCUUAUUCAACAAUCUAACAAAAAAGGAAAGGGUACCUCUAAGGUUUAUGAUCAUUCAGCAAAGAAGACACCACAAAGUGCAAAGAGAAUUGGAAUUCAGUCACCAUUAACUAGGAAACCCCUCUCUCCUGUUUCUUCCACAGUCCUAUCUAAAGCCAGCAUAAAAAAUUCUCAAGGGCCUAAGAAAAUACUUAAUGUUGCAACAAAACCAAUCCUGCAAAAAAGUGAAAUGCUAAUAGGAACUCCUCCUUCCAAGCCAUUUAUUGCUGGUGAUGAAGAGAACAUGAACCCAAAUAACAUGGGACCUUCCGUUCCAAGCACUCCUCUGACUGUCCCUAUGUUGACUGUGGCUACACCAGACACUUCUAAGGCUGCUGCAAAGAUUGCUCAAUCAUUUGAGUAUUCAUUUGAGGAGCUGAGAGCUGGUUUUGUUGAACCGAAGACUCAUGCUCAAUGACUCAGUAGUUUGGAGAGGAAGUUUAAUCAACACAAAGACAGCUAGGUUGCUGACAAAAUCACUGUUUUGCAAUAGCAAUAUACUAUCCUUUAUCGACUCUUUGAAGAGUAAGACUGGUUUGGUGCUUCACUAAGCACAUGUUUUUUUUUUUUGUUGAAACUUGUCCAAAGUUAAAGCACAUUCUUAUUACUGUAAUGGGAUUCAGUGUUUUUAUUUAAUCAAAUUAAUACUUCCGACUUAA
Molecule: messenger RNA, 2458 nt
Organism: Medicago truncatula (barrel medic)
Lineage: Eukaryota; Viridiplantae; Streptophyta; Magnoliopsida; Fabales; Fabaceae
Product: 65-kDa microtubule-associated protein 3
Exons: 13
Coding region: 163-2217 (684 amino acids)
Biological process (GO): microtubule cytoskeleton organization
Cellular component (GO): cytoplasm; spindle
Molecular function (GO): microtubule binding
Source: RefSeq, a predicted model, not a curated record